Microtus oregoni (creeping vole) is the source of this 3183-nucleotide messenger RNA. RefSeq names its product E3 ubiquitin-protein ligase RNF169-like. The record is from RefSeq and is a predicted model, not a curated record. Gene Ontology annotation, molecular function: nucleosome binding; ubiquitin-protein transferase activity. Bases 3 to 2084 code for a protein of 693 amino acids. Lineage: Eukaryota; Metazoa; Chordata; Mammalia; Rodentia; Cricetidae. Gene Ontology annotation, biological process: double-strand break repair. The transcript is spliced from 7 exons. Gene Ontology annotation, cellular component: site of double-strand break; nucleus.
AGAUGGCGGCGGCAGGUCCGAGCACUCGGGCUUCUUCCGCGGCGGCCACGGCGGCUCUGAGUCGGCGGGGCCGGCGGGGCCGCUGUGACGAGAUGGCGGCCGCGAAGACCGGGCUUCCGGGCCCGGCCUCUAGCCCCGCGUUGUUAGUGUUACCGCCGCCGCCACAGCCGGAGGAGUCGGGCUGCGCCGGGUGCCUGGAGACCCCGGGGGAAGCGGCGGCCCUGCCGUGCGGCCACUCGCGGUGCCGAGGCUGCGCCUCCCGCGCUGCGGGCCCGGGCUGCCGUCGCUGUCGUCCCCGGGGUUCGGGCUGGGCCCGACGUCGGGCCCGCGACGACGGCCAGGCCGCCACGGAGCUGCUGAACGAGCGCGCCCGUCGCGGACAACCAGAGCGCUGCCGCUCGCGCCGGGACGGGGGCGCGGCCGGCGCGGGGCCCAGGCCGGACCCGGAGCCGCGCGCGGAGCCAGAGUUUAUAUUCAGAGCACCAAUCAAAUUAAGCAAGCCUGGAGAACUUCGUGAGGAGUAUGAAUGUCUAAGAAAGCUGAGAGAAGAGAAGUUACAGGAAGAAAAAACUUGUGAAGAUAAGAUCCACAAGGUACUGCAGGAGGAUUCAGAAAUGGGAAAAAGGAAAACGGAUGAACAGAAAACAAGAGAUGAGCCAGUGGUGCUGAAAACAACUCUGGAGCAGUGUCCUGCACGUCUCUCGGAUUCAGAGAAUGAAGAACCUUCUCGGGGCCAAAUGAUACAGACACAUCGCUCGGCCUUUGUCUCCAAGAACAGCUCCUACUCCUUAGCUUUCCUGGCAGGGAAGCUAAACACCAAGGUGCAGAGGAGUCAGAGCUGCAGUGACACGGUUCAGGACCGAGUGAAGAGCAGGCUCAGAACUGCUCCACCCAACAGAGCCAAGGUCACAACUAUAACUCCAGGCUCCACCCCCAUUAUUGGUGUUCUCUUGUCCACUCAAAACAACCGCUGCCUCUCAGCUCCUGACUUAACCAUAGAAAAGCGCCUGCCCUUCAGCUCCCUUUCAUCCUUGACUUCUUUGCAUAAGCCAGAGCGCUCUAUCAGCCCUGAAAGCAACGACAGCAUCUCUGAAGAACUAAACCACUUCAAGCCCAUCGUCUGCUCACCAUGCACCCCUCCCAAAAGACUCCCUGACGGCCGUGUGCUAAGUCCUCUCAUCAUCAAGUCAACACCUCGUAACCUGAACAGAAGCCUGCAGAAGCAGACUUCCUACGAGGCUAGUCCACGGAUCCUCAAGAAGUGGGAACAGAUCUUCCAGGAACGGCAGAUCAAGAAGACCCUUUCCAAAGCCACUCUCACCUCCCUGGCCCCUGAAGGAUGGGAGGAGUUACCAGGCUCUGAAGCUAUUCAUUCUAGCAAGGAGAGGCCGCCUCUGGCUCUAAGUACAAAACUGUCCAGAGCCCAGGUGCUCUCAGAGUGUGCUGGGCCCACAUCUACUACCCUUGAAUAUUUCCCUUCUGUUAACCAGACAAAAGCAGAACAGGACUGUGUUAGAAAAAGGAGCCAUGAGGUUCCAGUGGAAUCCUGCCAUUCCUCAGAGUACAGAGUUGUAGCCAGUGGGCCUUCUUUGGAAGGGGAGCAGUCUGAAGACUCAAGGUCCACCCUAGAUGCCACGUUAGACAAAACUUGCACGAGCACAGUCAUGAAGACUUCAGCAGUUAAUUCAGUGCUACCCAAAAAUGAUGUUUUGGGUGGGGUCCUCAAAACAAAGAAACAGCUGAAGACACUUGGUCAUUUUGAUCUGGCCAAUGGCAUUCUGGUUGACAGCCUAGGAGAGGAGUCAAUUCCUUCCUUGCGUAGGGGCCGGAAAAGACAUUGUAAGACCAAGCACUUGGAACAAAAUGGUGUUAAGAAACUGCGACCACCCAGCAGUGACAUGGGCCUGGCCCCCAAAGACCCAGGACUGCUUGAGGUGGGGCGGAAAUGGCAGCAGGAGGAUGCGGGCCCGAUGGCUAUCCAGUCACAGUGCAUAUUUGACGGUGAGAGGCGGACUGUGAGCCGGCGGAAAGGAAACAUGGAUCAGUAUCUCUUACGGUCCAGCAGCCUGGCUGGGGCCAAGUAGCACUUACUGAACAAUGUAAUGUUACGGCUUCUCAGAGGCCUUGGCCUCAGUCAUUUAUCCAAAAGAACUAGCUGAAUGGUCUCACUUUGAGUUUCUUUCGAUGGCAAAACACUGUCUAAUACGGUUCUGAGGGGCUUCAGGACCUUGGUAAUCAAAGCCAAGGGUCUGUAUCUUGGGCUCUCUAGGACCUGGGCCAUGCUUCUCACCCCCCGAGUGAGCCAACUCUGAAGGCUGCCAGGCCCAAACCUGGCAGCACCCACUUGGAAUGAGAUUGAGAUUGGCCUCAUUCAUGAACGUGAUGGCCAGAGUGAGAGACGGCAGGGAGAGAGUACCUUCUCACACUCGUGAGACCCCCCAGCUUCUUACGACAGAGUAGUGUUUAAGUCAACCUUGCAGAUAAAGAUCCACUCUUCAGAGACAAGCAGUGCAGUGCUUGGGAAGAUCCGAGAUGAACAGCACAGGCAAUCUGCUAUAGCUCCUUGUGAUCUGGUGGUUGUGACUUACUCAACCUGUUUACAUUAGGAUUGGAGAAGGGGCCCUGCAUCCUGGUGGACUGCCACUGCUGUCUGUAACCCCUUGACUCAUAAAGAGCCUUUUGACAGAGGACUUGGGACAAGGUAUGCCCUGUCAGGGAUGCUUUUCGCCACAGUGAAAUGGUGUGGAAUUGAGUGGGAGGUUGUACAACUAAAACAGAACCAAAGUGCAUUCUUCAUGUGUAUGCGCCUGUUCCAGGCGAGGCCCAGGUUGGAAAUGCAGUAAAGCAGACUUAUGAAAGCAAACAGUCUACUUCUGGUUAGUCUCGAGAGACCUGCGUCUGACAGUGUGGACUAAGCUCAAGGCAGGUGUUUGGGUGCUGUCCUGGGGCAGGGAGGUACCUGGGAUGGAAAGGCACUGGGGUGCGGUCUCCACAAGGAAUAAGUAUACCUUUUGAUGUAUUCUAAUGGACAGUAUUUAGUUUCCUGACCUCUUGUGAUCAUCCCUACUUCUCUGAAGACACAGUUUGCAUAAAGAAUGACUUGUGGGAUGCCAUCGUCCUUGCCCCUUACAGCUGUACUUAGAAAUACGAUUGUUAAACAUACUCUUCUUUGGAACCAUUGCU